Molecule: messenger RNA, 2088 nt
Organism: Cordyceps militaris CM01
Lineage: Eukaryota; Fungi; Ascomycota; Sordariomycetes; Hypocreales; Cordycipitaceae
Product: EPD1, essential for pseudohyphal development protein 1
Exons: 5
Coding region: 1-2088 (695 amino acids)
Biological process (GO): fungal-type cell wall (1->3)-beta-D-glucan biosynthetic process
Cellular component (GO): cytoplasm; fungal-type cell wall
Molecular function (GO): 1,3-beta-glucanosyltransferase activity
Source: RefSeq, a predicted model, not a curated record
AUGGUUCGCACGUAUCUAAUAUCAUCGACAUCGGCUAGACCGGGGUUCUGUUCCUGGCUAGAGGAUGAGGUUCGUGAUUGGACCUUUUGGUGGUAUGGGAGGCGGAGGGAUUCAGGGAAUGCCAAGUGGGCACAAGGGUUACAGCAGCCCAGUUGCAGUCACAGGUGCCCGGCAUACAGCGGGCUCCAGGGGCUUCUCGGCGCAAUCACCCACUGUGGGACAACAGCCCCCCUGUCCACUGUUCAAGCUUCUCAUUCCUCUGCCUUGCCCAUCCUCGCCCCUGUUCGACACCGUCUUUUGGCCAUCAUACCUAAUAAUGCAAUAACCAAACUACCAAGUUACCUCGAUAUUAGCUUAGUAGCCACCCUUCUGCGGCGCUACCGUCUGGGCCGAGUCUGGGCUGGCUCUUGGUGUUGCAGACUCGAGCAGACCCUGGCCACCAGCGUAGCCUUGGCCAGGCUUGGCCCCGUCCCGUCACUGCUAUUGCAUCUACCCCAAAUAUCGAAAGCCAUGAAGUCCGCGGUUUCUCUCCUCGCCCUCGCUGGCGCGGCCGCUGCUGCCGACCUGCCCGCCAUCGUCGCCAAGGGCUCCAAAUUCUUCUAUCCCAAUGGCACCCAGUUCUUCAUGAAGGGUAUUGCUUACCAGCGUGACAUUGGUGCUGCCGGUGCCAAGUCCGACCCGACCGCCAAGUACAUGGACCCUCUCGCCGACAAGGACGCCUGCAAGCGCGAUGUUCCCUACCUCCAGGACCUCAACAUCAACAUUAUCCGCACAUACGCCAUCGACCCCAAGGAGGACCACUCAUACUGCAUGGGUCUUCUUCAGGAUGCCGGCAUCUACGUCGUCUCCGAUCUCUCUGAGCCUGCCACCUCUAUCAACCGCGACGACCCUCAGUGGAACACUGAGCUCUUUGACCGCUACAAGGCUGUUGUCGACGAGUUGAGCAAGUACCCCAACGUUGUGGGCUUCUUUGCCGGUAACGAAGUCAGCAACUCUGCCAACAACACCGGCGCGUCCGCCUUUGUCAAGGCCGCCGUUCGCGACACCAAGAAGUACAUCAAGGACAACCAAAAGCGCUGGAUCGGUGUCGGCUAUGCCGCCAACGAUGACAAGGACAUCCGCAAGGAGAUUGCCGACUACUUCAACUGCGGAAAGGCCGAGGAGUCCAUUGACUUUUGGGGCUACAACAUCUACUCCUGGUGCGGCACGAGCUCCAUGCAGCUGUCGGGCUACGAUCAGCAGGUCAAGUUCUUCCAGGAUUUCAGCGUUCCCGUCUUCCUUGCCGAGUACGGCUGCAACCUGCCCAACGGCGCCAAGGGCCGCAAGUGGGAGGAAACUGCGGCUCUCUACAGUGACGACAUGACUGGCGUCUUCAGCGGCGGUCUCGUUUACAUGUACUUCCAGGAGGAGAACGACUAUGGUGUUGUCGAGGUCAAAGGCAGCUCUAUUGAGAAGCAGGAUGAUUACGACGGCUUGAAGAAGGCUCACGCGGCUGCCGACCCCAAGGGCAUUACCAUGGACAAGUACACCCCCUCCGGCAAGUCUGCUCAGUGCCCCGACGUCAGCAAGGCCUGGAUGGCUGCUGCUCAGCUUCCCCCCACCCCCGACAAGGAUCUCUGCAAGUGCAUGAGCGACUCUCUCGAGUGUGUUGUUGCCGACAACCUCGACGUAAAGAGCUAUGGCGAUCUCUUUGGCAGCGUCUGCGGUGCCAGCCCCAAGAUCUGUGCUGGCAUCAAUGCUGUCACAAAGCUCGGCAACUACGGUGCCUACAGCAUGUGCUCUCCCAAGGAGAAGCUUUCUUUCGUUCUCGAUGCUUACUACCAGGCCAAUGGCAAGACCUCUGAUGCUUGCGGCUGGAAGGGUGCCAAGAUUCAGAAAGGCACUACCGCGUCCAACUGCCAGAAGAGCCUCAGCGAUGCUAAGGCGCAGAACAGCGCCAUCGCUACUGCUACCAGCAACGUUUCCGCCCCCAAGGCGACCGGCGGCAGCAGCAGCGGCAACGGCAAGGAGAACUUUGGGGUUCGCACUGCUCCCUCAGGCGUCCUCGCCGCUGGCGUAGUAGCCAUGGCUGCCCUCCUUACUCUGUAA